CAACGGGUGACCAUGAGCAUUUGCUUCUUUCUUAGGUUCUUGGUAGUAUAUUGAUUCUUCAUAGAAACGAAAGUAAGAAUUAUGGGAUAUCUGCAUAGGUUGCUUUGUAGUUCUAAAGUAAAGAACCACAAAAAUAUUGUUAAUCUGCUAAAUCUCUUAUUAUUGCUACUUGAAUCUUAUAGCCACCUUAAUCGUUUCAGGAGAACAGAAAAGUAGCUAAACACUUUGCCCUCUCAUCUUUGAAGACAGGCCUCCUGUCUCGGGUAAACUUACAUUGCCAUUUUCUUUCCUGCCUAUGUCGUUUCUAUGACCUAUAGGGCAUGGUUAUUUCAAAAUAUCAUGGGAUUAACUGAACCACUGUGUAUUUUAUGUGGGUGCCCUAGGGUAUUUCUUAGUAGGGCAGUUAACUCUCCAAUUAUUCUAAUGUGGACCUCGGGUUACUUCCCUUCCAGAUCUUAAUCUUUUGGCAAGGAAAAUUUCAGUAGCGGAGUACUUCAUAUUUCGAAAUGAUGACAAUAUUUUUUGCAUGAAAAAAUUCCUUUUAAAGCUAAAUGUUUAAGGAAAGUAAAAUUAGUUUCAUAUAAAACCAAUAAAUAUUUUAAGAGGCGGUGCCAUAAAAAGACCACGGCAUUCAGAUUCAUGGACAUCUGUUUUGGCAUCAUUUUGGUAUAGGUACCCAGCAAUAUUUAAACACACUUCUUAGGAGAUCAGUCACCCAGGAGUUUAGAAGAGAAGUCUGAUGAAUUGACAUAUUUCCUCACAUCCAUAAAAUAUAUCUAUGUAUUAGUCAUUGUUUCAUCCCUUUCUCACUUUUUAAAUUACACUGGCUAUUCCCUUUUGUAAGACUGGUUAGGAAAAAAAAUACUUAGACUGCCUGGGGUUUGGUUUUCAACUCUAUUUUUGAAGAUUGCAGAUUUAUUUUCUGUAGAUUACUUCCAGUGUCACCAAAAAUGUGCCACUGAUACAAACUUGAUGAAAAAAAUCCGAGAUAUUUUCAGCUUCAGGCCAAGAAACAUCCAGCAAUUUAGCUCUUACUAGGUCAACAAAACAGGAAAAUUACUGGAAAGAUGACGCUUUAGUUUAUUUUGUUUUAAAAAAUAUUUGGUGAAAUAAAAUGAUAGCAAUUUGAUCUACAAUUUUUGACCCAAUUUUUGUUUUGGGUUUAUUUACUUAUUAGAAGUCUAGCGUUUUCGUCUUUUCCUCUGUACCACCUACAGCCUUUGUUUCAGUUAUCUCCAUAAAUCAUGUAAAGUUCUGACAAUUAAACUCUCAAAGUGCAGUAAGUGGUUAGAAAACAUUCUGUCCUGCACAUGUGUUUGGAUUUAAGGGAGUACUAGCAGGAAGCAAAGAAAAGUUAAAUCUUAAAGAAAAACUGUUGUUACCAUGUUCAGGUGAAUAGAAAUUAAAAUACACUUGGGUUGAGAAAAACAGAACAUAGUGCCCAUGGUCAUCUCCAGAAGAAAAGUGCUGGGGGAGUUUUCCCCAAACUGUGCUCGUGUUCAUCUUAGUAUCACUGUGCUCAUCACUGUGAGAAGAUAUCAUUGAAAUGAGCUUGCAAGUAGGCGAUUCUAGGUUCUCCAGAGGAUACUGCAUUAGGAAGUAUAAGCAAGUUUCUUUGCUGCCUAAUAUAACUAAGUUCAAUGAACAUGGCUGCCUUGUCCUGUGAGCAUUCUGUUUAGAAACAUAAGCCAUUUGCUAAGACCUAGAAUUUUGUACCAUUUGCAGAAUUUUAGUUCAUUCAGGAUAGGAAAACAAAGUACCAAGGACUGAGCCACAAAGUAAAUACCUGGCUAGCAAGCUAUAAACCAGCUCAUUCUGUGUGGAGGCGUUCGCUACCUCAAUAAAUCAGCUGGCCUUUUUUUAAUGUUUGCAUUUUUUUCUCUCUUAAAUGAAGAUUAUCAGAAAAAUAACAACAGGUAAUUUUUUUUGGCUUAGAAGAAAACUGUGUUUUGUGCCAAAGAAGGAAGACAACCUCAGGUAUUUAAUUACUUCAGGCUUGCUUUGGUUCUUGGCACAAUCUGUUGCCUGAUCUCACUCCAGUAGAGCUUGCUUUGAAGUUGUGGACAAAUUAAAUCAACCCCUUGGAUCACAUGUGUCCCAAAGAAUGUGGUUUUCCAGGUAUGAACAAUCUGUCAAUCCCCUCCUCUUCUUUCCUUUUGGCAUUUUAAUAGUCCUUGCAGAGUCUCUGGCAGGUAUUUGAUUUUAUACCUCCGCUAAAGCAGCUUUUAUGAAGCAUUUAGAACUACCUGUAUAAGGUGCACUUUCUGGCUGCCAGAGAUUGGCGCUCAUUUCAUGGUGGUUGUGCAAGCGCUCGUAAUUACGGCUGUAGGUAAACAUACUGCUGUCUCCUUGGAAAACUGAGAAGUACAAAGAAUGUUUGUGUGUCUUUCUUUGGUUUGGACACACCUGACUUACCCUCCCCCUCUUCGUGGCCAAGAAAGCUGUCAUACUUGAUUUGCAAGUUUACCUGUUGGAGUCAAAAGAGGGGCCACCACAUCAGCCAAUGCUGGGUUUUAUGAGCCCAAAGAUAUUUGCCUCCAAGCAGCACCACCACCUCAGGAUUCCAGUUGCAUAAAACUCACCCAAGAAGAGAAUGGCGUCCUAUGCUCUGCAAAUAGCUGGUCUGGUGUUUAGUGGUAUUGGUAUGAUAGGCACAGUGGCCGUCACUAUCAUGCCUCAGUGGAGAGUGUCAGCCUUCAUCGAAAGCAACAUCGUGGUGUUUGAGAACAUUUGGGAAGGACUAUGGAUGAAUUGCAUAAGGCAUGCUAACAUCAGAAUGCAAUGCAAAGUCUACGAUUCUCUGCUCGCUCUGUCCCCGGAUCUACAGGCAGCCAGAGGACUGAUGUGUGCUGCUUCUGUGCUGUCCUUCUUGGCUUUCAUGAUAGCCUCGCUUGGCAUGAGGUGUACCAAACUGACGGGGGACGAUGAAAAUGUGAAAAGUCGCAUCCUGCUGACAGCCGGAAUCCUCUUCAUCAUUACAGGGAUUGUGGUGCUCAUUCCGGUGUCCUGGGUUGCCAACACUAUCAUCCGAAACUUCUACAGCCCAGUAGUGGAUCCUGGUCUGAAACGGGAGCUUGGAGAAGCCCUUUACUUAGGCUGGACCACAGCGCUGGUGCUGAUUGUUUCAGGGGCCCUGUUCUCUUGUGGAUUUUGCUGCACUGAAAAGAGCAGUAGUUACAGAUACUCAAUACCAUCUCAUCGAACAACUCAGAGGAGUUUUCACAUGGAAAAGACAUCACCGAGCAUAUAUUCCAGAAGUCAGUAUGUGUAACUCUCUGUGUUUUUUAGUUUUAUGUAUAAAACCAUGCAAAUGACUGAAAUGUCCACUGCUUUCUACAAGUAAGACUCAGAGGGGCGUUGAUUUGGCAUCCUCAAGAGCCUAUCAUUAAUUACAGGAAUUGUGCACCAUUUAUUUAUGAUUCUAUAAACGAUUUCUGUAGAAUGUGCUAUUAUAUACACUGGUUUGAUUGUCCUAGGAAGUAUAGUAAUUUGCUUUCUAAAAUGGUAUAUUCAUCUCUCCCUUGUAUUAGUCACUGCAACAUGCCUUGCUAGACUGUUAUUUUACUGCUGUGACUUAUCUGUCAUAGCAUUAUGUAUGUAGAUAAGCUUGCAAUUUGUAUCUUGCAAAAAAUAGAGACAAGCUCACAGGGUUUGAUUUAAGAUGAAAUAUGGAUCCAUUAUACUAAAUAAAGAGAAAUCAGCUGUUGCUUUUCAAGGGAGCCAGGGAUAGCAUUGAAGUAGCUUAAUAUUAAUUGUUUAAAAACAGUUUAGGGAUCAGGGCUCACCAUUUACAAUGAAGAUUAAAAUGAAGGCUUUAAUUAGUAGUGUUAAGGAAACUAAAUGAUUUUCUGAUAUCCCUUUUUUCAGCUGAGGAGUUAGAAAUCCUACUCCUUUAUCCUCUUUCCCAGGAAUAUUUUUCUUCUCUUGUACAUUAAAUUAACAUCUUUUAAAAUGCAAGUAUUUCCUCAGGAGGCAAUGUAUUCAAGCUAGUUUUCCUGGGCUGUCCAAAGGAGGAAAAUAGAACUGUGGCCUAAGAAAAAUUGACAUUUUGAGGACAGUGAAUUUAUUAUCUUAUUUUUUUUGUAAAUAUAUAGGGACAUAUAUUGACAAAAAUAUUAUAUAUGUAUGGGAAUAGUUCAGUAAAUAUUUGAGUGAAGUCUGUGGGAUUUUAUCAGUACAGAUGAAGGAAUCCAAAUAAUUUUAUUAGGUUUUUAUUUUCUUACCAUAUAAAUAAUACUCUGAAAAUUUCUUCUACUCCUAUAUGGAUAUUUAAAUCAAUGUUGUAAUUUUAACUCUUUCAUAUAUAUACAUAUAUGUAUAUGUAUAUAUAUAUAUAUAUACUUUUUAUUGAGUUUUCAUUAAAUGAAGAAAUACUGUUUGUGUUUUCUCUGAAUCUGAUGCAAUUAAUCAUCCAGUUCAAAAGUUUGCAUCUAUGUUUAUCCAUUUAAAGGACUCUGAUGCUGAUUUAUGUAUUUUGUAUUAAUAAAUUGUACUUUUUAAUAUUUAUAGGAUAUUCUUUCUUUAUUCCUUUUAUAUUUUGUUCAUUUUGUAACACCAUUUCUGAAAUCUGUGAUUUUAUUUCUCCCAGUUUGAAAAAGAAUUAGAAGGAUUCAUUUUAAUAAUAAGUUCAGUGUUAAUUUUUGAGAAUGGAACGCAUGUCAUUUAAUAACAAUCAUAAAUUUUAGAUACUUGCACUAAUAUUUAUUAGGGAGAAUUUGUAAAUUUUGAAAAGUAUUGUAGAUUUUUAAAAAAUCUAUUUAUUAUAAAUAUUAUGUAUAUAAUAGCUAUGUCUUAAGCUUUUCAUAGCUAUAUAUAUAUUUCAACCUCUGAGAAAUUAUACAAGUUAAUAGUAGUAGUUCACAUUCAGAGGCAUAUAUUUUACACCAAAAUUUCCACUGAUUUUUAUAAAACAUUAUGCCAUUACAACUGUUAUGAAACCAGUAGUAUCUUUGUUUCACAGAUGGUGGUACCCCCAAAAGUUAAUCAGUUUUACUUAAUAGAGUAAUGAGAAAAAAUAAGUAUUGAUUGAUUUUGUAGCUCAUGCUCAUUCACUUUUGGCAAAGUAGAUUUUUUCCAGCACUUUCUAGCUUAUAAAUGGAUUUUUAUAUGUGAAAACAACGUACUCUUCUGCUAUUGGUUGGGAAAAUACUUUGUAUGUUUUUUUCUACUCAAGUGAGUUUCCUAUUCCUCUGUGCUAAUCCAUCAUAGACAAGGCCAUUUGGGUCAAAAUAUUUAUAAGAGCAGAAAUGAAACAAAAUUAACUGAUUCCUUGGAGAGGAAAUCUGGGGACACAAUCUUCUAAGAAUGACUCUUCAAUCGAACAUUCUUUAUAACUAAAAUAUUACCCUCAAAAUCUCAAACUCAGUGUAUUAUUUUAUUCCUCUUUUCUUUAAAAGAGAAUCAUGCAAUUUCUGAUUUUUUUUUGUAUCGUGAACUUUCUUCUUUUACUAUCAUGUCAUCUCUUCCCUAUAGAGUUUAAAUAACUUCUAUUGUUUCAUUCUUUGCAGAAUAUUUUUUCUCUCGGUGUCCUCCAUAACUUUAUCUUAGUUCUUUUUAACUUUCAGGUUAGGUCUCAACAUGCCUCUCCCAAACUUUUGUAGAACUGUCCAACUGCCCAUAAAGUAGAAGACAACUGCUUUAGUAUAUGAUAACGGACAUGAUGGGAAUGGUAGUUCAUAAUCUCUGAGACAAAUUUUAUCUUAUGAUAUAGCAUCAGUGUAUAAUCAGUGCAAUAAUGAUGAUAAGGAUUGCUAAUAACUCACAUGUCCAAAGCUUUCUUUAAAUUCUGAAAAAGAUACCAACUGAUAAUUUUGUGAUGUUCAAACUAGGUCUGAUUCUAUUUUGUGGAAAACAAAAACAAUGUUAUGUUAUGGAAUGAACACAAGGAAGCAAAAGAUAAGUUUUUUAAUCUCCACCUAAUGGUCAGCCGUAUGAACUGUGGUCAAAUUUUAAAAUGCAGUAUACCUCAAUUUCCUUUUCUAUUAUUUUCCAACUCACACAACCCAUCAGCACUUUGAAUUUAGGAAACCCCAUUAUCCUCCCUUAUACUUGAUCUCCUAAUUUUAUAAUGAAGAUAAUAAAGGUCAUUAUAGGAGAAAAUUAUAUAAACUGUAAAGAAGCCACCUUAAAGCAAGAGUCAGUAAGUGCUGCCCAUCUUAUAAGAUGCUAUCUUAAAAUUACUUGAAAUUGAUUGCAAAAGUCACAUAUGAAUGGAUUAAUAAAAAUAUGGAAUGAAAUUUACGCAUAUUUGUAUUAGAUUUAUGAAUCUUAUCAAGAUUAUAAAUAUUACAUAUAUAUGUAAAUACCUAUGUACAUGUAAUCUUUUCCCUCCUUCCAUAACUAUACUACUAAUCUCUGUUAGUUCAUCCAAUAGAACAGUUUGUGCUGUCAUUGAUUGUUUACUCAUUUUUAUCAUGCCUAAAUCUUGUAACCUGAGCAACUACUUCUAAGUUAACAACAUGCAAUGUAUUAGUGUUAAUUUCCUAUUUUUUUGAAAUUCAAUAUCAUUUCUAACCUUUUUUCUAUUUUGCUUUUUUAAAAUAAAAAAGUACAAUGAAAAAGAUUGUAAAUCUUGCCAUCAAGUUAUUUUAUGGCUCUGUAUGUCUGGGAAAUUGAUCUGCUGAAUUAUGAAAAACAUAGGUUCAUUUUAAUAAUUUUACAAUUGCUAUAAAAGGAAAAAAGUACUAUGCACAUUUUGCUUAUUUUUUUGCUUAGUAAAAGUAUAUCUGUUUAUUUUUCAGAUGUUUGACUACUGAUGUUAUUUCUAACACAUGAAUUUCCAUGUAUCAUGGAAAUGUUUCUGUGCUAGAGGACUGCUCUUCUGAGUGAACUUCUAAGAGUUUGUUCCAAAAGUGUGGCUUUUAUGUAGUAACCAGAUAACUGUGCUCUGAUACUGGUGAAGAACUUAAGAGCUUUGUGGUCUAGGCAAAUUUUUUAAACUUGCUUUGCUUUAUGUUCCUUAUUUGUACAAUGGGGAUCAUAAUCAUGCCUGAAUAAUAGAGGGACUGUCAGGAUUAACAGAGUUUAGCUAUCUAAUCUCUGUUAGUUCAUCCAAAAAACAGUUUGUGCCUUCAUCGUGUGGCUGAUCAUUUUAUUCAUGCCUAAAUCUUGUAACUUGAACAACUACUUCUGCAUACAUUAUACUAAUUAGUGUUAUUUUUCUACUAUUUUUUGAAAUUCUGCAUCAUUCCCAUCUUUUUUGUUUUGAGUUUUUAAAAUAAAAAAAAAUUUUUAAAGUAUUAACAGAGCUAACAUUAUAUAUAUAUGCCCUUAGCACAAUAUGGCAUACGUAAUAAGUUAUGUAACAGUCUUUGUUAUUAUGCCUAUUUUUUUAACCUAAACAGUGUUAGUCACUUUUUACUGUCACACUGUAAAUUCUGUGUCCCUGUGAUGAAUCUCCUUCUGUUGAUUCUGUGUCUAAAACGACUCCCACACAUACCGUGAGAAGCUAUUAUGCUACUUUGAGUAGUAAGUGCUAAAGAUAUAGGAGUGGAUAAAAUGUAAUUUUUGCUUUCGGAGAACUUGUAAUCCACAUAAGAGAGACAAGAGUGAAAAUGUAGAUUUUGAUAUGUUUAUCAUGUAUUUAGAGUCUUCUCUCUUUCCAUUAUUGAUCCAUUAAUAGACAUUAAAUUAUGAAAACUUUGCAUCCUAAACUGUGUGUGUGUGUAUAUAUAUAUAGUAAGUAU
Molecule: messenger RNA, 7685 nt
Organism: Cavia porcellus (domestic guinea pig)
Lineage: Eukaryota; Metazoa; Chordata; Mammalia; Rodentia; Caviidae
Gene: Cldn8
Product: claudin 8
Exons: 2
Coding region: 2594-3271 (225 amino acids)
Biological process (GO): cell adhesion; bicellular tight junction assembly
Cellular component (GO): bicellular tight junction; plasma membrane
Molecular function (GO): structural molecule activity
Source: RefSeq, a predicted model, not a curated record